UUCACCGACGCCCGUCUCUCGGAGGCAAUUUUAAACCAUUCGCCCUUGUCUCCUCUACUCCUUUGGAGUCUCGGGUUUUUUUUUUCUUUAUACAUGUAUAUAUACGCACGUGGUUCGGACCGGCCGAGCGGAAGGAGGAUUUAGCACCUUCGCCAAGGCGAGUCGCUGUUGAAAUGUACCUCCGGGGGUUGUAAGGGUUUUUUCUGCUCGUCUGCGCGGGAAUUUGUCACUCAGCGCAGAGGGGGACGGUGAGGGGAUAGGUCGUACAUGGAGAGACAUGCUCCCCAAGCAAGCCUGAACAACCCCCCAAAAAAAUCCAAAGCGGCGGGGCAGCCAGGCCGAACAACAGUCGGUACGGGGUAACGAUUGAAGCAGCCUGAUCAAGAGAAAACACGCCCCGGUCAUCGACGGACGUGGACUUGAGCGUGUAGAGAAACCGCCGCCAUCGGAAAAACAACCUGUUUCCUGUUCAUCACACUUCACCAAAGGCUUGGGAUGUUGAUCUGCGUGUCUACAGGACCCACGCCUCCACUGACAAGCAAGACACUGUGAGAGAAUGGUGUAGGUGAACCCGGAGCCAGACCUCCAGCAAAAUCAGUCUUCGCUGACCGUCUUGUGAGGGAGAACCCCAUGCAGCUUGUCAUUACAGUCGGCACUGACUAACCUUAUCAACCGCCCGGGCCGCCCAAGAGAUAGCGAUACCCAACAAGACAACAUAACUACUGUGCGCUCACGCACCACUGUUUUGACACCGAGCUGUCGUGUGGAGGGCAAUACGUGCAUGCCAGCAUCGCAAGGCCGUUGCCCGAGCUUCGAGCGGCAUCGUCUGUGUUGACCUGCCGGGUCCUGCGGCCUGCGUCCCGGUACCCCUCGUUGUCUCCAGCGCCCUGGUGCAAAUUUACACAGCGAUCGACACGGCUCUGCAAAUCUCUCAUGAAAAGCAUUACGGAUUUCGCCAGUGACAAGGAGGGGAGAAACAGGUCUGGUAUUAUCGGGAACAUCUGCUGUUUCGCGUUGAUUUCGGGAUUUUCCGUGACAUUUGCUUGAUUUUAAAGAAUACAGAUUAUCCCUAAACUUCGAUCAAAGUUUUGGAAACGAAACCAAGCUCCAAGCGAAACAGAACCUGCAGCAGACACCGAGGGGACGGCGAAAGAAACAGGAGCCCUAAAAGUUGGUCCUUUUGGCUAUGGAUUUGAAUCAAACGGAUCAAAACCCACUGUCUCCAAGAGCAAACCGAUUCAGCAUUGCUUCACUGAUCUCUCCCGAGGAGCGCGGCGAGGCCGAGGAGGCUCUAGCAGCCGUGAACGGGGCCAGCUGCACGGGCGUCUCGCUGCAGAGCACGGGCGACACGUCACUCGUGGACGCGCUGGAACACACGGCUGGGGAGUGGGGGUUGAGAUACACCUCUGACCUACACACGAAUGGAAGUUCCCGGUAAGAACCAGGAAGGGUACGACGACGCUUGCACCAACGCUCGCUCCUCCAGCCCACAGAUCAUCAGCGACCACUGCAAGGAGAGCAGCAUGGACCAGAUGACCAAGCUGUCCGGCUCGGCCUCCGACACCUCCUCCAUGAACGGAGACAGGGAGCGGGUCCGGAGCAGCGACGGGGGAGAGGGCGCGGAGGACGCCGAGGACGGCCAAGGGGUCAAACGGCGGCGCCUGGACGAGAAGCCCCUGAGUGCCAAGGUAGUCACGGUGGAGGUGCGGCUGGAGAUGAAGGCCCUGUGGGACGAGUUCCACUCGCUGGGCACUGAGAUGAUCGUGACCAAGGCGGGCAGACGAAUGUUUCCGACGUUUCAGGUCAAGAUCUCGGGAAUGGAUCCCAUGGCGGAAUAUAUACUCAUGAUGGAUUUUGUCCCGGUAGACGACAAGAGGUACCGGUAUGCCUUCCACAGUUCAAGCUGGCUCGUGGCGGGCAAGGCCGAUCCGGAGAUGCCGGGCCGUAUCCACGUCCACCCGGACUCGCCGGCCCGGGGCGCUAUGUGGAUGAAACAGAUCGUGUCCUUCGACAAACUCAAACUGACCAAUAACCUGCUGGACGAUAAUGGCCACAUUAUCUUGAACUCCAUGCACCGCUAUCAGCCGCGGUUCCACGUGGUGCACGUGAGCGGUCGGAAGGACUUCGACGACGCGCCGGAGCGGGACUUCAAGACGUUCAUCUUCCAAGAGACGCAGUUCACGGCCGUGACUGCUUACCAGAACCAUCGGAUAACUCAGCUGAAAAUUGCGAGCAACCCAUUCGCGAAGGGAUUCAGGGAAUGCGACCCGGACGAUUGUAUUCGGGCAUCGUCUGGUCUUGUCAACACACACCAAGGCUCAAGUAUUAUUGAGAUACUUCCCCACAGCAAUGGCCCAAGGACACGGAACCAUCACCGUCCCAGCUCCCUACAGAUCGUGGGCAUCAGCCGGAGUAGGCCCCUCACACACCGGCAACAGACAAACGAACAAAAUUCUGAAGCGAAUCGUGGUACAACAGCCGCCUCGGUGUCCCCUCCCAUGACAUCAGAGCCCUCCAACACCCUUCCCAGCUCGCAGCUGGUCAACCCCAACCCCAGCUUCCCCGACCUGGGCCAGUCGCCGAUGACCAACGGCACCUGCGCGGCGGACACCUACCCAACCUACCACCCGGACAACCAGUACAGCUACGGUCCCAGCUGCUACUUCCGGUCCAACACGCGGCCCACCCCGUACUCCCGCGACGUGUCGUACAUGAGGGACACGCGGUACUGUGGUAACGGCCUGGGUUACAUGGGGCGAACGAACCCGCAGUUCGCCUACGACCCCUCCACCAUGAUGGGUGGGAUCGAUCCGCGGAGGAACUACACCCAACACAUGGUCUGAUGACUACCGGAACUGCUUUCGUACAGUAUUCAUACGAACUAUGAUUACAAAAAGAGAUAUGAUGGCUAUUGUAGAUACCGCCGUUUGCUCGCGCAAUAAUCAUGGCAACCAUUCGGGGAAACCAUCUUAUCAACAAUUAUUAGUGAUAGUCGAAAAAAAGUUCCAUUCACAUUUUUCAACAAAAGAAUAUAUUAUUAUAAAGGUCUUGCAUUUUCUUAAAAUAAAUCUUAUGGCCUAAUAUACAACAUAGAAAUAACAUUCAAAAUUACAUUAAUUGGGGAUUCUUCAAUCAGAGAGUAAUGCAGGUUUAUGUUAUUCGUUUUGAUUGGUCUUCAACCCAAGCACGUGACUUUGAAUGGUUUUAACAGACACGCCAAGCAAUAUUUCGGCUUUAUUCCUUGAAUUAGAAUGUGUUAACAUGUCGAGCGAGUGCUAUUGAACAAGAACCUUUACCUAGUUUGUUUUUGAAGGUCUUGAAGCGGUUAAAUGCAAAAUAAAUUGAGUAUUAUCAGUCGUGGACCAUCUGCGCCAGUUACGCUCCAUGAUAACAGAAUUUCCUCCAGAGGUUUCGAUUCAGUUGCCAUGGGAAUUGGCGAGUCACAGCAGCUGUUUUGCUGGACGGCCUAUUCCGUUAAAAAAAAAUGUGCGAUCAACUGCGAAGUGCCAAGCUGGUGCAUGCAUGUUGGCAGGAGAAGUAAGUUUGGGGGAAAGGAGAAGUUUUAGGCGAUGACACCCCAGAGAACCGGUCGACUUUUGUUUGGGACAACUCCACGCCGAGCCCGACUGGUGAUAUUGGGACGUGUGAAGUGUGGUUGGAUAUUAUUCGACCAGAUUUGGUUGAGUUAGCACGCAGACGGUGAACCUGGAGCCAAUGUCACGGAGAAAGAAAAAAGCCGCGCGGCACGAGGGAACCAGGCGAGACUGGAAGCACGAAUCGACGGGUGAAGAAUCACUUCGCACCCGGCGCCUUAUCAUCAUCAUCAGGAUCGUCAUUAGCAUCAUCGCCCGUCGUCUUCAUCCGUCCCGUCAUCAUCGACUGCCAUCCAUCCACCUCUUAAGUCAGGCACGGCCAGCACGUGAUUAGGAGUCCAACACACUCAGCCACCCGUUGACAAACACGGAUUGUACAUGUAACUUCUCCGGCCAGAGACAGCACAGUCCCCGCGUCGUUGCGGUGCGCCGUGUAUCAAGAUUGAUCGGGGCCGGGACUGAGCCCCUAAAGCCCCCUCUGGCAAGAAGGGCUUCUCUACGGUAAUGUUUCGCAGUCGUCGCUCUUUUUCUGCAGUCGUCUUCUUCUUCUUCUUCUCGAUCGUAUAGCCGGGGGACCCGACGAAUUCUGAUUACUUCCAAACCGGGCUCGACCAUUUGUGCGAGGCGUGGAGUGAUUGGGCUCGGGCCUCGAGCCGCAAGCGCUCGCUCUAACUUUGGUUACCGUGACUGCUGUAAAUUUGGGGUCUCGCGGCGUCUGAGUUUGUUGACCGGAACUUGCCGCUGCCACAUCAUAUUGUCACGCCCUUCAAGCACUGGAAAAGCCCAACUCGGCAGCGAACAUCCAAAUGAAGUCAACAACUGCAUGCUAUUACGUGUCAAUCAAUAUUUUAUAUCCUGAAACUCCAUUGGUGUUUGAGUUUCUCUUACAUGUACAUGUAUAUCGUCGCAAUAUUGUAUGCACAUUGCCACGCCUCUACUGAAUAAUGCAUGACAGAGAAAGCAAAGAAGUGCAAAAUUUGCCGUGAUUGGCCGUGUCAGUAAGAAUUAAGAAUGAACCUGAGACUGUGUUCUCACAGGGGCAAAACAGCCAAAAUGUACAAAAGUUGAAAAAAAAAGAGCGGGUCAAAAUUAUUCUUAAGUUAAGGUGGUUAUCAGAUGCUGAGACCAGAUUUAUUCAAGUUGUUUCAUUUUGGUUGGACGUUUGUAAGUUUAAGAGUGGUUAUAAGUGUCUGUAGUCCAUCAUAAAAUCAGAACUAAAGCAUUCAAAAAGAAUGAGAUCCAACUUGGACUGAUAGUCCUGGUGUUAAUCUCCAUUCGAACUGUUUUGUGAAGGAUAUUCAGUCUAACUAAAGAUGCAACUUGUAUAGAGGUUAUUUUCUAUUUUCGUUUUAUAUGAGAGAAUUUUUCAAGCCCAAAUUUGGGCGAUACAGUGUACAUAAUUUGAAACUUGUACAGAAAUGUAAUUAUGUUUGCCAAAAGAGACGAGCCAGUCUGAAUAGGAGUGACGUGAUAUGCAAAAUAGACUACUGGCGUCACCGUCGUCUUGCCGGUCAUAUUCAGCCGGCGACAUCCCGCGACGCCACACUUUGAUUGGCGCAUGCCGUCGUUUUGUCAUUUAAACACCACGGAAUGUUCUUGGAGCCUAAUCCAUCAAAAUCUGUCAAUACAAUUACCUUUUCAAGAUGAAUUACUUCUCAGGAAUAUGACCUGUUCUUGGUGUAAUAGCACAUCAUCUGUUGGCAGCAACGGUUCGAAAGGUAGACUACGCCAUUGACCGGUAUUCGUUUGACAAAAAAAAAACAACAACUUAGUCGAACUUAACAUCGAUUAAUUCUUUCUUGGUUUGAAACGUGUGCUUUCACUACGUUUCUUGAUGUCAUCUUGACGAGAAUAUUGUAACUUUAUGAUCUCCGAGAGGACAAAUUUAGAUAAACUGAGGCAGUGAUCUUUGGGCUAAAUUUCGCCUUUGAAAUCAGAAACUUUUGAUUCUUAAUUGGAUAUUUUUGCACUCAAGGAGCUCGUCUUUUCUUGCACAUCAGUUCUGAUGUCUGUAAAACGCUGGAAGGAACGCAUGACUGACAUUUUAUAUAAAAAGAACCGAUGUACCUUUCCUUGUGCACAAAUCCAUUCCCGAAGAAAGAAAGACAGAAACAAACAUACUUUUUCAGAAUCGAGAUAUACCAUUCUAUUCAUCGUUCUACCGAAUAAUUGUCUUCAAAUAAACUUGUUCCCAAUUGUAUAACAUAAAAUUCAAAAUGUAUGUCAAAUAACAUAUCAUGAGUCCAGCACAAAUGUUUAAGAAGAAAAGAUUUGUAAUGAAGAAAAAAAAGAUUGGAUGUCGUAUUGCGUAGUUCUGUAACAAAUACUUUUAUUUAUACUUUAGCAGGCUCAGCAGUACUGAUUUUGACCGAGCAGUAAACAACUUGAUUGAUUCCUUUUACAAAUUAGUGUACCAAUUGCUUUAAACAAAGAUAACAGAGAGUCAGCAGUCCUGCCAAACCUGUCACACUGCCCUAAAAUGGUAUAUCCGUGCAAUGACCCCCACUGUCUCAUUCCCACGCGGCUAAAAAAAGACUUAAAUAUCUCGUCGGUCUCAUUUUUUUUUCGUUGGUUGCCCCAAUCGGGCAGAUGGUCUGUACUUUGACAGAUUCCAUCAAGAAGCCCGUUAGAUAUUCAUCAUAUGAAUGAUCUGCUCACCGAGGAAAGCAUGGACAGAAAAGACAAGAUUAUAAAGAGACCUUUCACCAUUGUAUUAACAGUCAUGGCAAAGCUGUGUUCAAGCUCUGUGUACACUUUCGGUAAUCAAAGGUGUCAAAGAGUUCUCUUUCACUAGAUGUAUUUUUGUUGAAUGAAUAAAAACCUUUAUAAACGUCAGAACUGCAA
Molecule: messenger RNA, 6437 nt
Organism: Acanthaster planci (crown-of-thorns starfish)
Lineage: Eukaryota; Metazoa; Echinodermata; Asteroidea; Valvatida; Acanthasteridae
Product: T-box transcription factor TBX1-like
Biological process (GO): positive regulation of DNA-templated transcription; regulation of transcription by RNA polymerase II; cell fate specification
Cellular component (GO): nucleus; chromatin
Molecular function (GO): RNA polymerase II cis-regulatory region sequence-specific DNA binding; DNA-binding transcription factor activity, RNA polymerase II-specific
Source: RefSeq, a predicted model, not a curated record